Messenger RNA from Pelobates cultripes (western spadefoot toad), 12874 nucleotides. The record is from the annotation of a GenBank genome assembly. NCBI's taxonomy places the organism in Eukaryota, Metazoa, Chordata, Amphibia, Anura, Pelobatidae.
CACAUAUACGGAUCUUCUCUAUGGUUAAAGCGGAAACGGAAGAGACUCUGUUGAAACGUGACAGAGUCCAGAGGAAUCUAAUCAGCUCCGUGCGGGUAUGUGAGUGACGGUCUGACAGUGUGUGUGAGUGUCCUGUAAUGCUGAUACAGGGAUAGAAUGGCCGCACUGCCACAUAUAGCGUGUGGGCUAUGGCAGACUGAGUGCGAUCAGAUCAUAUUAAUAAAGCUGCCAUCACUGAGAGAAUGGACACCGAGCUGGAUUAAAGGCACACUAUAGGCCAGGCAUAGGCAACCUUCACACUCCAGAUGUUGUGGACUACAUCCCCCAUAAUGCUCUGACACCCAGAAUGCUGGCAAAGCAUCUCGGGAGGUGUAGUCCAAAACAUCUGGAGUGCCGAAGGUUGCCUAUGCCUGCUAUAGGCCGUCAGACCACUUCAGCUGAUUGGGGUGCUCUGGGUGCAGUGUCCCUGUCCCCUUAACCCUACAGUGUUAGUUAUUGUGGUUUCUGAGGUACUGCAAUAAUUACCUGCUAAGGUUAAAGGACCACUCUAGGCACCCAGACCAUUUCAGCUUAAUGAAGUGGUCUGGGUGCCAGGUCCAGCUAGGGUUAACCCAUUUUUUCAUAAACAUAGCAGUUUCAGAGAAACUGCUAUGUUUAUUAAUGGGUUAAGCCUUCCCCUAUUUCCUCUAAUGGCUGUCUCAUUGACAGCCACUAGAGGCGCUUGUGUGCUUCUCACUGUGAUUUUCACAGUGAGAGCACGCAAGCGUCCAUAGAAAAGCAUUGUAAAUGCUUUACUAUGUAACCGGCUGAAUGCGCGCGCAGCUCUUGCCGUGCGUGCGCAUUCAGCCGAUGGGGAGGAGAAGAGGAGGAUCGGAGGAGGAGAGCUCUCCGCCCAGCGCUGGAAAAAGGUAAGUUUAACCCCUUUCCCCUUUCCAGAGCUGGGCGGGAGGGGGUCCCUGAGGGUGGGGGCACCCUCAGGGCACUAUAGUGCCAGGAAAACGAGUGUUUUCCUGGCACUAUAGUGGUCCUUUAAGACUGCCUAUAGUGGCUGUCAGUCAGACGGCCGCUGGAGGCACUUUCUGGUGGUUUGGCAAAUUGGUCGCCUAACUGAUACUGGUGAGGAUGUCCAGCGUCAAGCAAAACCACAUAGGAAAGCAUGGCAGCAAUGCUUUCCUAUGGGUAGAGCCUAAUGUGCUUGCAGUGUUGCAUGCUGGAGGAGCCAGAACGCUGACCCUGCACCAAAGGAAAAAGUUGCAGGAAUCGGGUAAGUAUAGUAGGGGUAUAUUAACCCUUACUAUGUGGAGGGUGGCCACAAGGGAGCUAAGUGCUAGGAAUACAACUUUGUAUAGUUAGCACUAUAGUAUCCCUUUAACUGGGAUUCAAUGGGGACUGGAAAAUUGAUUACAUGAGAGCCAUAAAAUUGAGCUAAGUUUAUGGUACAGGGUCCAAGAAAGACCCUGUUCACUACUGUAAUAUACUAUGGCUUGAUUUUGAAUAUUUUUUCCUUUUAAUUUUUUUUUAGAAAUUCAAAGACUUUAGAAAUGUCUUCUUACACCUGCAUCACAUGCCGGGUGGCAUUUGCAGAUCCUGAUAUUCAGAGAGCCCACUACAAGACUGAUUGGCACAGAUAUAAUCUGAAGAGGAAAGUAGCUGAUAUGCCCCCUGUCACAGCUGAAAAUUUCCAAGAAAGGGUGUUGGCCCAGAGAGCAGUUGUAGAGGAGCAAGGCAAAGAAACUGCCACGUACUGCACGGUUUGCAGCAAACGAUUUGCCACUUUCAAUGCUUAUGAGAACCACUUGAAGUCCAAAAAGCACUUAGAGCUUGAGAAAAAAACAACUCAGGCUGUUACAAAGAAAGUAGAACUAUUAAAUGAAAAAAAUUUGGAAAAGGGAUUUGGACCAGAAAGUGUGGACAAAGAUGCCAUGAACAAAGCUAUUCAACAGGCUAUUAAACCACAACCUUCAAUGUCUCCAAAGAAGAAUACUAGCACUGAGCAAGAAAGUGUUACAUUGUCUGUUCCAGGAAAACAAGUGGUGCAGUCCAAGACCAGGCCUGACAAGCCUCCUCGAUUACAGUGGUAUGAACAACAAGCCAAGAAGCUAACCAUGCAGGAGGGCGAAAGUGAAGCAAUGGCUGAAGAUGAGGAGGAAGGUAAAAUUAAUGGGUUGUAUUUUUCGAUAUGAAAGAAGACCUACCUCUCACAUAAAUUUAGCUUAAUGAUUUUUUUAUGGGAACAGGAAUGCCUGGGUGGUGGUUUGCCUUCAUGGGGAAAAAACCCCAAAGAUGAACCCUCAGCUCCUUACACCUAUGGAUGCUGCUUUAGUAGGAAGAUUUGCUGGGCUUGGUUAUAGGCAGACGGCAUCAUUUGAAGCUCUUAGCUUCACUAGCUGUCCACUCAGAUACAUAGUAUUUACUGUUUCUCUUAAUGGGCAGCUGACACUCAGCCAAGCACUGGCUGCUCGGAAAUCCUUCUACAUGCUGUUGUGGUUUGGAGAAAGAAAUUGAGGAGGCAGACAUUUGGAUUUAGGGGAACCAACUUCGGUGCUCAGUCGGUUGGAAAACGGUUUAACACUUGGAGUAAGACAGCAACCAGAUAUUCCUUCUCCCAUAACGGCUUAAUUGAUUUGAGGUUGUGAGUGUUCCUUUUAUACUGUAUUGUAUACAAUAUAUUAUGAAGACACUUCGGCAUAAAACAAAAAUAUUAUUCUGUGAAACACAAUUUCAGUAUUACAUUAUUUGGCUAACUUUCUCUGUUUAUACCAGUGUUAAUUUUGUGGACUAACAAUUUUAGUCCACUAAUAUUUUUGAGAUUUAGUUGAUUUAAAACUAAAACAAUUCAUGACUAAAACUAAAAUGACCUUUUAGUCAAAAGACUAUGAUUAAAACUAACUUUAAAUUUGCUGCCAAAAUUGACACUGGCGGGGUAAGACACAUUGGGGAGGGAGGAGAGAAAAUGACACAUGGGGGGGGGGUAAUGAGCACAUGGAGGUGCUUGGGGAGGAAUUGAGACACAUGGGUGCCUGUGGGGACACAAAGCGUCAUAAAGGGGCUGGGGUAGAAAGAGGUAUUGGGGGGGAAGAGACACACCAAUGGGGCUAUGGGACAAAGAGGCACACAUAGUGGCUAGGAGGGGUUCAAAGAGCCACAGAUGGGCUGUGGAAGAAGAAAAAGAGACUGACCAGGGCUUGGGAGAGAGAUAUUUAGAGGGGCUGGGGAAGGGACAAAAGAGACAGAGGCUUUAACUAAAUGUAUUAGAUUUUAGUCAUGUCUACUAAAAUCUACAGAAGAUUUAGUUGACUAAAACAAUUCAGAUGACAAACUAAAAUGACUUAAGUCAAAUUACUACGGCUAAAACUAAAUUGCAAUUCGCUGCCAAAAUUAACACUGGUUUACACCUCUUUAGUCAACAAAUAUUCUACUGUGGCCUAGAAUUAUGCUGUUCAUGUAAUUGUAUUGUUUUCUUGCUGUAACAGAUGUUAUUGAAAUGUUUUCUUAAAUUAGUUCUUGAUUGUGUGUCAGAUGAGGCAAUAUGACUUUAACGACUUUUGACUUGCAAGGGUUGGUGUUCAGGUCUUCAAGAAAUGACUGAUCAUUAAAGGGAUAUUCCAGUGCUAGGAAAACCAAUUUGUAGUCCUACCACUGGAGCUUUCUUACACUCCCUCCCCUGCAGGGUAAGUGUUUAUAAACUCUUACUGUACUUACCCUAUUCCACAGUUGAUGUCCCUCAGCGCUGGGUCAGUGCUCCACCCCCUCCAAUGGAGGUUGCUGCAGUGUUUUACUAUGGGGAAUUGACUGACACUGGACGUGAGGACGCCCAGCGUCACUUAGGCGACCAAAAGUCUGAUUGACAGCCACUAGAGGCAGUCUUACCCUGCAAGGUAAUUAUUGCAGUUUUUUUGGAAGCCUUGCGCAUCAAUGCUUUCCUAUGGGGAAAAAUGACGCUGGAUGUUGUCAUGUACCGGACCAGAGGUCCGUUUCAAUCCAGGAAGCCCUCUAGGUCUCUCUUGUAGACAGCCACUGUGGGCAGACUUAGUGCUGCAAUAUAAACAUUGCAGUGUCUCUGGAAUUGCAAUGUUUAAAAUUGCAGCACAAAGUGCAAAAGGGACACUGCACCCAGACCACUUCAAUGAGCUGAAGUGGUCUGUGUGUCUACAGAGUCCCUUUAAGGGGACAAUGUUACUGUACCUUGACCACUUCUGUGAGAUGAAGUGGUCUGGGUGCCUGUAGUGUCCCUUUAACAAAUACUAGCUGUGCCUAAAAUGCUAUUCAGUUUAGUUCCCAUGGAUAUUGGGGUCUUUGUUUCACAUUUUGUAUACAAGUAACACAAACAAUGUUUCAUACAAACAAUGUUGCUGCUUGUGGAUGUGUAUUACACAAGAUGCUUAUCUGCCAAAAUAAGACUAUAAAAAUUGUUAGAUUAGAAAAUAAUCUGUUUAUUAUAAUUUUGAAAGAAAGGGAUUAAAGAGCAAAGGUAGAACAGCAAUACAGAUGACAUUGUCAUUCUUGAUGUCAAUUCUGUGCAUAUUUUGCAUCCGUCAUUGGAGAUGGAAGUGACUAUCUUUAUUCUCCCCUGCUUCCCACCUACUGUUUGCUACCUCCUGUCCAUUGUGUGCUCCCUCCUGCCAUUUCCCACAGUAAAUUAAAAAAAAAUAAUUCCUCCACUGGCCAGCGGUGGGUUGGCGAAAUACACCAAUCACUCUGUUUGGACAAUACAAGACCCCUGUGACAUCAGAGAGGGCACAGAAGUCUGGUUUAUUUGCAAGUAAACUACGAAGUUACUUAUUUAAUGGUUGCAGUUCAGUUAUAUGGGGAGGGAAUGAUGGCAUUUAUUUCAUUAAAGGUGCACUCCAGGCCUUUGUAGUGGUUGUGGUGCCAGAACAGGUAGUUAAGAAAUGUUUUUCUGCUUACCGGUUGCCUGCCACAUCUCCACUUCUGUCCAGAAACUCUGCCACUGGGCUAUGCCCGGCAUGCAGGGCUGCACUCUGCUAAUUCCUUUAGCCAAUGAGCUAGGCCUUAGCACGGUAGAGCUAACAGAAGCCCUUUGCAGGUGCUAUCAGUAGCAGUGAAUACAGUGAUGAGUGCUUGAAGGCACCAGGUAAGUUGCCAAACCAUUUAAAAGAAAUCUGGGAGGGUAUCAGAGCACUCGUGCACCAUAACACCUACAGCAGGCUUCAGUGGUCAUGGAGUUUGAAGUGUUCAUUUUAUUGUGUUAUGUAUCAAAAUGUGUGCUGUUUUGGCAGGCUGGGAAGAUAUGGAUUAUCCUGAGGAGGAAGAGGAGGAUGAUGCUGAAAGUGAUGAGGAAAUGGAGGAUGUAGGUGUUGAUGAAAGGACCCUGACUUCUAACGAAAGCACCCCACCAGUAGAUGGCAUUCCUAUCACAGACUGCUUGUUUUGCCCUCAUCACUCCCGCUCAUUGAUGAAGAAUGUUGCUCACAUGACCAAGGUUCACAGCUUCUUCAUUCCUGACAUAGAGUACCUUCAGGAUCUUCAGGGCCUAAUUGCAUAUUUGGGUUAGUGUUCUUCGGUAAAUGAGUUCCAAUGUUUAUUGAACUUACCAAGAAGUUGCAGCAACUCUGUGGCUGUCUUUCCAUCAUACUGAAGUGAAUAGUAUGGUUUUCAUCUCACGAUUAAGCAGAAAUAAGCACAGCAACACAAAACUGUGCUUUAGUUAGUACAAAUAACCACAUCUGUCCAUUGCCUGGCUCUUCAAUGAUGACUUUACACACUGUGUACUGUCAUCAUAACAGCACGAGCUGCAGGGAUAUAUGUAUUUCUCUGUACUAAUUAAAUCACAGCACCAUGUUGCUAAUCUUCAUCCUUCACCUUCACAGCAGACCUUCAGCCCCACCAACUGUAAAUUAAGGUAGGGAGAAGAAAGAGGUUCUAAAGGGGAGGGGAGCAAUGAGAGAAUUGGCAAUUUUUUUGCUUUUAAUUACAAAUAACGUGACCAUUCACGUGAGAAGAUGAUGGAUCAGUGAGUAGAAAAUACAAUUUAUGCUCUGCUCACAAUCUCACUCUCCACACACACACAACCCUGUGUUCAUACCUUGUUCUCCCACAAAAAUAAAUCACUGCAUUUAUUCAUUAGUUACUAUAACUGUUUCGUGACAGUGGUUUUUUUUUUUGUGUUUUUUUUUUCAUAUUCUUUUAUUUAUUAUGCCCUAUUGGACACUAUUGAUCCUAUCAAUUCCCUUUAAUUAAAUAAACCUAUUAAUUAGACUAAAACAUACCUUGAAUACAGCGCUAGGUGAGGUCCUCCUCGCUUCGUUUUCACACCUAGUCUGUCAUCAUGCCACGUCUUUUGGUAGAGAAGCAUUUGAUAGAAAUCUUCUACCGCUCGGAACACAUGGGCCGUUGAGAGGACAGAGCGAGGGGUGGGCUUUAAUUAACCCCUUAAGGACUAAGCCAAAUGUACACGUUGUGAUUAAAACAAAACCUGGAAUUUGACUGUGUCUGUUCAACCGUAAUUCACCUCUUUCAUAUUAUGUGCACCCACCCUUAUUAUAUAUCAUUUUAUUCAGGUGAAACAGGGCUUUCAUUUAACAUCAAAUAUAAACACUAACUUUGGCCAGUAUGUGCGACCAAGUUUCUAUGUUAAGGGGACAGGAGCACUGCACCUUGCCACUUCAUUGAGAUGGAUUGGUCUGGGUGAAAAGUGUGCCUUUAAUUAAAGUAUCUUACAUUACUAACUUAAAGGAGCACUAUAGGGUAAGGAACACAAACUUGUAUUCCUGACCCUAUAGUGUUAAAAACACUAUCUGACCCCGCUAAAUAUAGUCACUUUAUUUCAGUCUGCUGCUGUGACUGCCUCUGAUAUGCUUCCUUGCCUGACAUCAGAAUUUAUGAUCUGAUUCAAUCACAAUGCUUUUCUAUAGGGAAGCAUUGGAUUGCCGGAGCUUGUCAAGGAGGCAGAUCUGGGGCAAAGCCAACAAAAGCCAAACGCAGCCCUGGUCAAUCAGCAUCUCAUCAUAGAGCUGCAUUGAAUCAGUGCAUUUCCAUGAGGCUAGUUCACUGUCUCCAUGCAGAGGGUGGAGACACUGAAUGGCAGUGCUGCACUAAACUUGGAAUAUAAUUACCUUCAGUCCCUUUUUGUUUGGGUGUAUGUGUAUCAUGUAUAUUUCUUGUAAUUCUUUCACUAUAUGUGAAUUUAUUUGUCAUAAUGUUGGUUAUAUACACACACUUUUAUUUUGUAUUUUAUCUCUUCAGUUCAGGUAGAUACACAAUUCAUUUAUUGACUUUUGUGAAUUGACUUAUUGAAGUGUUUCUUCCACUAUAGGUGAAAAAGUUGGUGUUGGGAAGAUCUGCCUUUGGUGUAAUGAGAAAGGAAAGUCUUUUUACACGACAGAGUCGGUCCAAGCACAUAUGAAUGAUAAGAGUCACUGCAAGCUCUUUACAGAUGGGGAUGCUGCAUUGGAGUUUGCAGACUUCUUUGAUUUUAGGUAGCAAGUUUGUGCCCUCCAUUUUUAUACGCUGCACAAUAUUUUUAUUAGAACUGUAUAUUUGUAUACCUCCUAUACUGGAAUAGAAUUAUGGGACCUGAAAAUGCACAUACCAAAAAAAACAAUUGGCGGUGACCCACACUGCCAUUAUUAUACAUUUCAUGCACAAGUGAAGCGAAAAUGGGAAGCUAACUUGCAUACACUUCUUUAAAUGCAUGUAUUUUCUAGGCACCAAUUUUAAUGCAAGUAUAGUGAAAAAAUAUAUAUUUAUAUUUAGCUGUCAUUUUAACUGUUUCCUGAAUUUAGAUGUUACAAGCUAGAGACACUCAAAACAUCAUGCAUAUAUUGUAUUGCUUUUGCACAAAAUUAACUGUAUUUUGAAUACUUGUAUGUUCAGCAUUCUUUCUUACCUGUAAAUCCUCCAACAUCUAGGUAAAACCAUGCUUAGCAGGUAUUGUGACUGCAAACCAUAUAUUUAAUUUGUUUUCAAGGUUUUUUGAUAUUUUGGUUUUGUGACAGGUCCAGCUACCCAGACCAAAGAGAUGGGGAGGACAUUGAGAUGCUUGAAAAGGAAGUGCUAGGUGAUAAGAAUCUGGAAUAUGAUGAAGACACAAUGGAGCUGGUUUUACCAUCUGGUAUGGAACAUUGGUUUUGCUCCUGACAUACUGCACUGUGUCUCUCUCGCCAUUUUUAUUGAUUGGGUGGGGAAGCAUAUCGAAAUGGCAACUGCGAUAAGCAGAAACAAAAUAUUGUGUAUCUGGUUAUGUGCAAGAAGUGAAUAUCUUGUGUAUUAAUCUCUAUUUUGCUUAGUAAGAGUUUUUUUUUUUAUAUUAAAUAUCCCAUUCUUACUGUACUGUACUGUAACAGAUCACAAACCUUUGAAGGCAAUUACUAUCCAAAACCUGGAGUCUUAAACUAAUUUGAAUAAGUUGGUUUCCAGUUGGCUUUAAUUUACACCGCUAUUAAACUUGAUAGCUCAGUCCCUUUAGGGGUACACUAAUUGCAAACAUAAUGCAUCUGAACUGUAAGGUACAUUCUUCUUGUCUAAAAACAUGCUUAAAGGACCACUAUAGUGCCAGGAAAACAGACUCGUUUUCCUGGCACUAUAGUGCCCUGAGGGUGCCCCCACCCUCAGGGUCCCCCUCCCGCCCAGCUCUGGAAAGGGGUUAAAACUUACCUUUUUCCAGCGCUGGGUGGAGAGCUUUCCUCCUCCUGGGCUGAAUGCGCACGCGCGGCAAGAGUUGCGCGCGCAUUCAGCCCGUCGCAUAGGAAAGCAUUUACAAUGCUUUCCUAUGGACGCUUGCGUGCUCUCACUGUGAAAAUCACAGUGAGAAGCACGCAAGCGCCUCUAGUGGCUGUCAAUGAGACAGCCACUAGAGGAUUAGGGGGAAGGCUUAACCCAUUCAUAAACAUAGCAGUUUCUCUGAAACUGCUAUGUUUAUGAAAAAAUGGGUUAACCCUAGCUGGACCUGGCACCCAGACCACUUCAUUAAGCUGAAGUGGUCUGGGUGCCUAGAGUGGUCCUUUAAAAGCUCUAUGCUAAUUUAAUAAAGGGUGUAUUCUCAGUCCGUUGAAAUAGUGACACGUUUGAAUUUAAACGGUUGAUAAUAGACAUGCGUAUCAAAUGUUGUUCCAACGUUAGGAAGGUAGGGGUGCUAUAAAAGCACUAUACCAUGAGCCCGCAGGCUAUGUAAUACGAGAGCUGGUUUCUUCCAUGAACAACCUCGUUUUAUAAUCUCAGGAUGGGUCUAUCACUAGAUGAGCUAAAAUACCUCUCUUAGGAGAGUUGGCGAGAAGCCUAGCAUUCCCUGCCAUACAAGCAAGGAUUGGCUUGUUAUGUAUUUUAUUUGAGGUAUUAUAGAUAAUAGACCAAGAACAGGACAUAGUGUUGGUGAUACUGAAGUAAAAUAGUAGUCAAAUUGAUGAAAUAGAAACAUUUGAAUAAAAGAGAAAGAAAGAGUAAACUACAUGUGUAAACUAAUGUUUAUCACACUGCUGUCACUUUAAAGAUGGCAGUGCCUGCAAGGGAGAUAAUCCGGUAAGUAAUGGAUUUAAGAUUAAGGUGACUAGAGACUUUGCUGCUGCUAUAGCAUGUUAUCACUUUCCUACCUAGGUAGGAAUCUGGUAUUAAAUUGUGAUUGGGUACAUUCUGAGACAGGUUUAGUGAUGUUUUCAGUAUCUACUAACUGAUCCUGUUGCUGUUGAAGAGAGUGUUAUGGUACCUGGUUUUGGCACAAGCUCUUCUGCUCGUACAGUUUUAUUUGAAGUAAAUGGUGAGCAUGCUUGGAUGAUCUUCAUUAUUGUCAGUUUUGUGUUUUAUGAAGUUUGCAGUGAACUAUUUUUAUAUGUUCUUGAAUACAGCUAUUAUGGCAGUAUGUUUUCUACAACACUUAAUGGAACAUAGGAAAGUAUUGGAUUGGGUGAGAUUGCCCAUUCUGACAAUCUCAGCCAAGGAGGUAGGGCGGUGGCAGAGCCAAACGAUACCCUAGCCAAUCUGCAUCUCUAUUGGGAAAGUUCAGCAUCUCCAUGCAAAGCAUAGAGACACUGAACGUAAUGUGUAGCACUGCCCCAGGAAGCACCUCUACAUAUGCAGCACUUCACAAGCAGUUCCUAUUAUCUGCUUUGUGUGAUGCAUCCUAGAAAAUAAUUAAAUGAUACAGCCAUAGCAGUUUAUUAACAAAGCUCAAGAAAAUGCAGAGGAUUUUGAGGCACAAAACAAAUGGUGCAUAUCAUGUAUAUCAAUCCUAUUAGGAUUUAUAUUUUUUACUGCAACAAACUGCAUUUCUAGAACUUGUUCUGAUGUAAGAGGUAGAAUGUAGAUAAGGUAAACUUACACAGAGAUUCACAUAAUCGUGUAUGUGUGUAUUUUUUUUUUUUUUUGCAUGCUAAACCCACUAAUAAUGUAAAAUGUUUCUGUUUCCAGGAGCUAGAAUAGGUCACCGGUCUCUGAUGAGAUACUAUAAGCAGAAAUUUGGUGUUACCAGGGAACUGGUCGUCUCCAGAAACCAGAAAGCUGUGGGUCGAGUUCUGCAGCAGUACAAAGCCCUAGGAUGGACAGGUGGUACUGGUAAGUCAUAUAUUAAUGCUUCAGAUCUGCCCAUAAUGGCAAAGGUAUCUUGCCUACUGCUGUGAGUUAAUCAACUGUGUGCGCAGCAAUGCAAUCAACUAUGACAACCUGGUUGUUGGUUUUUGUGUUUUUUUUUUUUUGUUUUUUUUUUUGAUGGGUUGUUUUUAUUUUGCCUUUCUUUUCUUCAAAUAUGUGUAUUCACUGACUUGAAUUUGUUUUCUGUCUGUGAAAGGUUCAUCUCUCCAAUACGGCGGUGAUAUGCAGUAUAUUCAGAAGAUGAAAUCCAAGUGGAUGCUGAAAACUGGAAUGAGCAAUAAUGCAACCAAACAAAUGCAUUUCAGGCCUCAAAUUAGAUAUUAAACUGGUACUAAUCUGAUUAAUUUCAAAAGCAUUGCUGAGUGUAUUACAUCAAACAUUCAGACGAUACAGAGGAUGUCACGUGGCUGUAAAAGGAGUGGCAGUAAAUAAAGAUAAUUUGGUGGCAUUGGUUUUUGAAAAUUUAAAUUCCGUGCCAUUACUGAUUUAUGUUCAUUUAAAAAAAAGUCAACAGUUCACAAGUAUCUUCUCGUGGUUGGGAUAGCGUCUCUUGAGUAACAUUUGGAUUAGACUGUAUGUUUCUGUGUCAUUUUGAUAGAUCCAGGAAAUCCUGGUUCAUGGUUUGUAGGAGUCCAGCCAACUUUGCUAAUCGAACUUUGACUACAUCGGUUUACAAGUAAAAACUUGAUUUUUAAAUAUUUAAUAAUAAAGCCAACGAUGGCAUAUAAAGAGGAAAAAACAUGAAUUUAAAUCCUCUAUAUUUAAAACUCAAGCUUGAUUUUGAGUAGACUCUUAAUUAGUGUUUUUUAAUCUUUUGAAAGGGACACUAUAGUCACCUGAACAACUUUAGCUUAAUGAAGCAGUUUUGGUGUAUAGAUCAUGCCCCUGCAGCCUCACGGCUCAAUCUUCUGCCAUCUAGGAGUUAAAUCCCUUUGCUUAUGAACCCUAGUCACACCUCCCUGCAUGUGAAUUGCACAGCCUUCCAGAGCCCUAUUUAGGCUUUCUUUAUUGCAAGUUCUGUUUAAUUAAGAUUUUCUUAUCCCCUGCUAUGUUAAUAGCUUGCUAGACCCUGCAAGAGCCUCCUGUAUGUGAUUAAAGUUCAAUUUAGAAAUUGAUAUACAAUUAUUUAAGGUAAAUUACAUCUGUUUGAAAGUGAAACUAGUUUUUUUUUUCAUGCAGGCUCUGUCAAUCAUAGCCAGGGGAGGUGUGGCUAGGGCUGCAUAAACAGAAACAAAGUGAUUUAACUCCUAAAUGACAGUGAAUUGAGCAGUGAAAUUGCAGGGGAAUGAUCUAUACACUAAAACUGCUUUAUUUAGCUAAAGUAAUUUAGUGACUAUAGCGUUCUUUUAAGGUCUGUACAUGGUGUUAGGAUGGUGACCAGUUCUUUAAUUAUAAAAUAACUAAUAGACCUGUUUUACACCUGUAACCUGGCUCUAAAUUUCUACUUUCCUAUUCACUCAUGUCAGAUGAACAUUCAAUACUGAAAAAUUUAAAUUCACCCUUGGUGAGUGUACCAUUGAUUCCAGACUUGCAGUGUUGAGUAACGUUCAGGCCUGUUCAGUAGGACUUUUUGAGCCCUGCUUGUAAUCUAAAUUAUAUUGAACAUCUUUAUUCAACUUUUUCCAGUGUCCAAAGGGCUCGCAAUCACAUUUGAAAGUGUUGUAGUAUUAUAUGUAUUGUGGAAUGAUUAAUGUGUAUAUUCCAACCUGUAGAGCUCCACUCAUAGGGACACUCCAUUGCUUAAAUCCAAGCAAAAAUUACUGUAUAUUAGUUCUACUUCCAAUAAAACAUGCUUUAAAUCCUGCUCCAUUGAAUUAACCAACUAGGAAGUAACAGGAUUGGUUGUCUUAUUGACAGCCAGGGGGUUUAGUUUAGUAAGGUUCUUUUCUAAAAGAGUCAAUUUCAAUUGAAAUCUACACUUUUUUUGUAAAAGGAGAAAGGAAACAAAAAAGUGGGGGGGACCCUUCACACAUAAAGCACUGUAUCAAGCUAAAGAGCUUUAGGUGUCUGGAGUGUCCCUUUAAAUAGUAACCGAACCCAUUUUAGAACCCAACUCAGAGGUUAUAAAAAAGUACACUAAACUGAUGCAGAGUCUCUAACACUUUGUUUGUGGCUUACCGUACCAGUACAUGAAUUUGUUGAUGCGCAAUACUUUGAAAAAUUUAAAAUAAAUGAUAGUGCUCCACAAUACUGUUUUUUGAUUUAACAUAACACUAUUCUUAUCAAAUCUGUUUCAGUCCUGAAAAUCAAACCUUAAAAAUUAACCUCAUCUUUUGAAAAAGUACAACAUAUAUUUUGACAAUUCAAAUAAAACUUUGCACACUAUAUUGAA